AUGAAUGCAAGCAUUCUCACCAAGGCAGUGGCACCGGGCCGUCUGCUGUCCAGCCGUAUUUCCAGGCAAUCCAAGCUCAAGGAUUCGGUCUGCAAACGCGCCCAAAUCCACACCGUCACUUGUACCGUUAGACCCACGAAGCCUCUAGCUUCCCGGGUGACAUCUCAAGCUCCCUCAUCCAAACGUGCAUUUCAUGCGACAUCCACCAACCUCGCACCGAGCGACCCCUACAAGACCCUGGGUGUUGACAAAUCAGCAUCUGCGGGCGACAUCAAGAAGGCAUACUACGGCCUAGCGAAGAAAUACCAUCCCGACACCAACAAAGAUGCCGGAGCCAAGGAGAAGUUUGGCGAGAUCCAGAGCGCAUACGAAAUCCUGUCCGACCCCAAGAAGAAGCAGCAAUUCGACCAGUACGGCGCUGCCGGCUUCGACCCCAGCGGCGGCGGCGGCGACCCGUUCGGAGGCGCUGGAAACCCAUUCGGCGGCGGGUUCGGAGGACAGGGCGGGUUCGGCGGCGCCGGCGGCUUCAACUUUGACGACAUCUUCUCCGCGUUCACGGGCGGCCAGGGCUUCGGACGCCGCGGCGGCGGCGGAGGAGGCGGACGGAACCCGUUCCAGCAGGAGAUCCUGGUGGGCGACAACAUUGAGGUGCAGUCGAGCAUAUCCUUCAUGGAGGCGGCCAAGGGAACGAGCAAGACCAUCACGGUGACGCCCCUGACGGAGUGCGGGACGUGCACGGGCAGCGGGCUCAAGCAGGGCACCAAGCGGUCGGCGUGCAAGUCGUGCAACGGGACGGGCACGCGGGUGCACUUCAUGAACGGCGGGUUCCAGAUGGCGUCGACGUGCGGCGGCUGCGGCGGCACGGGCACGACGAUCCCCCGGGGGUCGGAGUGCAGGUCGUGCGCGGGCAACGGCGUCGUGAGGGAGCGCAAGACCAUCACGGUCGACAUCCCCGCGGGCAUCGAGGACGGGAUGCGUCUGCGCGUCGACGGCGCGGGCGACGCGCCCGUGACGGGCAAGAACGCCGAGGCGGGCAUGCGGACGCAAAAGGGCGACCUCUACGUCUUUGUGCGCGUCGCGACGGACCCCAAGUUCCGCAGGGCCGGGUCGGAUAUCCUGUACACGGCCAGCAUCCCCAUCACGACGGCGAUGCUCGGCGGCGAGGUCACGGUGCCGACGCUCGACGGGCAGGUCAACGUCAAGGUGGCCACGGGCACCAACACGGGCGACAAGCUGACGCUGUCGGGCAUGGGCAUGAAGAAGCUCAACGGCAGGCGGGGCGGCUCCGGCGACCUCAAGGUGGAGUUCCGGGUGAAUAUGCCAAAGUACCUGAGCGCGAACCAGCGUACGCUGGUGGAGAUGCUGGCGAACGAGAUGGGAGACAAGACGGCGCGGAAGAUUAUGAACGUCACUCCCCAGGGAACCCAGCCAGCAUCCCCUGAUGACUCUGAGACUCACAAGAACGAGGGCUUCCUCAAGUCCAUGUGGCACACCCUGACGAACCACCCGGCUCACCAGAAGCCUGGUGAGGACGGUGCGGCACCAACGGAUAAGAAGACGGACGAGAAGAAGGACGAGUCCAAGAAGGACUCUUGA
Molecule: messenger RNA, 1596 nt
Organism: Colletotrichum abscissum
Lineage: Eukaryota; Fungi; Ascomycota; Sordariomycetes; Glomerellales; Glomerellaceae
Product: chaperone DnaJ
Exons: 3
Coding region: 1-1596 (531 amino acids)
Biological process (GO): protein refolding; response to heat
Cellular component (GO): cytoplasm
Molecular function (GO): heat shock protein binding; ATP binding
Source: RefSeq, a predicted model, not a curated record